Messenger RNA from Caenorhabditis remanei, 2448 nucleotides. RefSeq lists its product as uncharacterized. The coding region runs from base 1 to 2448 and encodes 815 amino acids. The record is from RefSeq and is a predicted model, not a curated record. NCBI's taxonomy places the organism in Eukaryota, Metazoa, Nematoda, Chromadorea, Rhabditida, Rhabditidae. The transcript has 2 exons.
AUGUCCACUGCGAAUUCCAGCACCUUACCGCCAAAGCCGAGCGAUCAUUUGCAAGGCAAAGUGAUGUCGGAGGGUGAGAAGCCAGCGGAAGACAAAAAUGAUCGAGUUGCGGAGGUCCAGAAUUACCAGCAAGACUCAAAGAAUCAUCGACGAGUCAGAAGAUUCACAAAAUUCGAACGGACGUCGCUACGAUGUGCUAUAGUUACCAGCAAGCACAAAGAUAAAGUGGAGCAUAUGAAAAACUCGAUUUCAUCAUGGCAAUCAACGAUCGCAAAAAUGAAAAUCAAUAUGCAAAACGCACUGCAAUACGCCGACGAUACCAGCGAAGAAUACAACCUGCUGCUUCGAUCGCUACGAAAGGAAGGCGCGAUUGGAGAAUCGACUGAUAUGUCAGCACAUCAUCCCGAAGAGCAGUCUUCCCGUGUCGGAGAAGGCUCGGACGGUGAUUCGAGCGACAUGUCGGACAUUCUUCAAUUACCGUCUAACAAGGAAUACCAGCCUCCGGAAUCUGACGAAGACGACAUUCUCUUUGUACCAGCUUCUUCAUUCAAAACGAAACCAACCAUCAGCACAUUGGAUAGAAGAUUCUCGGAAAUUCAAGAGAAUGAAAGCAAAGGAAAUGCCACAUUCGUCACCAUUCGCAAUAACACCUCGAAAUUUGGUCAAAUCAAGAUCAAAGACAGCGAAAGCGAGAAGGAGUCUGCAAAAGAAGAUGAUAUACCAGCUGAAAAACGACACAUCAAAGUCACUAUAAGCCAGGACAGACAACCAAACAGUGCAAAACCAUCGGAGAAACACGGAACGUCUCCAAAAACGCACAAAGGUCCUGCUAAAGAAGAAAGUCGUCUACCAGCCAAAGAAUCAUUUUCAAAACGAAGCAAAUCGGCAGAAAGAAGUCGUAUAUCUACAAGAAGAGGUCGUAGUCGUUCGCGGAACUUUCAUCGAUCGAUCGAAAGACAUGCAACUCAUUCGGAUUCGUGGAAGCGGAGUCACAAUUCCAGUGAAAGAACGAUGUGCCGUCAAAGUCAAAGAGACACAUAUACCAGCAGAAGCAGACGAAGUGUUUCAGCGGAAAGGAAGAAAUAUCACCAUCGUUUUUCUCCCGUCCGCUCAUACAAAACGCAAUUCCGUUCGAGAAGCUACGAUCAAGACAGAUAUUGUGAUGCCAGAAGGUACAGGAAAAGAAGCACUUACUUGAAUCGAAAGGAGACGUCGCCUGACAAGAGAUCACCGUCACCAAAGAGAUCUCCGAAGCGCCUCUCGUACCAGCCAAGAAAACGCCAACGUUCACCUUCCGUACCAGCAAAACAUCCGUCUGGAAAGAAGAAAAGAACGACUACACCGUCAUCAGAGCAAACGAUCUUGCCACACCUGGGAACGGAUGAAGCCCAGGAGUUAUUGGAAGGUCAAAUCUGCGUGUUCUGUAAAUCGGAGGAACACUCGUCAAAGGAUUGUGUUCUCGGAGAUUCCAGCGAAAUCCGUAGAAAAUUCUGCGAAUACCAAGGAUACUGCAAAAUCUGUGCAAGCAGGGAACAUCGUACGAAGAAAUGCAAAUCCAAGUACCAGCGAAAAUGCAAAAGAUGCGAAGAGAUGAAGAUACCAGCGAAACAUGGAACAUUCGUAUGUCCGAUCUUUAUGGCAGGACGUCAACAAAAACUGGAAGAGGACGAAGAAAAGAAGAAAGAAGAGGAGAAGCUAAGAGCAACAACUACCAGCUCCAAUCUCGCUCUCCCCACUUCGGAAAUUUCUCUACCAGCCAGUUUCAAGACGCCAACGACUUCGAGGAAAAUACAUUCAAGCAGAAGCUCGUCUGGAACAUCAAACACGUCGUCUGGCACAUCAAACACGUCGUCUGGCACAUCAAACACGUCGUCUGGAUCCAGUCGAUCGUCUUCAAGAACAUCUUCAUCGUCCAGCCAUUCAUCAAAAUCAUCUGCAAUUUCGCGCAGUACGUGGUACACGACUUCGACGUAUUCAAGAAGCAGUAGCACUUCAUCGAACACCAGCUCAUCUUCCGACUACACCACCGACUCCAGCGAUAUGUCAGAAAGUCCAAUCGAUUCACUGGAAUUCGUGCCAAGAAGACCAGGGAAUCAAAGAUCUUCCGUGUCAUCGGAAGAAGGAUUCGAUAGACAUUGGGAAACUCUCGGAGCAAAGGAUCAGUCUCCAGAAGUCUCGGAAUACCAGCCGCCAAGAAGCCCGUCACCAUUUGGUUAUCAUAGAAGAACUGAAAGAUCAAGGAAUAGAACCUUCAAGCCAACUACUUCUUCGGUACCAGCAAAGAUACCAAUACAAAUAGUGAUAGCGGAAAGCGUCAAAGAAAGAAUCCAGAAUUCCGAAGGAGAUGACACGAGAAGACAAGGAGUUGGAGCCGAUAUACCAGCUGGAGGACAAGUGGAAGAGAAGCAAGACGAAAAUCUCGAGACCAACAACAUCGAGAAUCUUUGA